UGACCCACUCACACGCUUUCCCCCCCUCUCUCUCUAUAUAUAUAAUUCCAACACUUUCUCUCUCUACAAAGCUUUCCAACUGUGGAGACCGCGUGGAAAGGCCUUUCGGGCAUCUUUUUUACCGGAGUCGAGGCGUGUCGAAACAGAUAAGCACCACAACAAUCAUCUUUCAGCUCCUUGAGUUUGAUUCACCUUCAUUCUCGUGUUGGGUUGUUGGCAAGUUUUGAUUUUUGCUGACCGAGGAAAUUGGAUCAUGCAACAUGGUUCUUGACAGCGUCCUUUCUUCUCCUCACAGGAGGUCCCCGUCAUUCCGAAAGUCCUUUCCGAAUGAGUUGGGCAGUUGGUCGACUCUCAUGCAACGACAUCGCUUCCUCCUGACAGCACUUGUCCUCUUGACUUUUCUUUGCACAAUUUACCUUUACUUUGCUGUCACCUUAGGCUCUUCCUCCUCUUGCUUUGGACUAACUGGGACUCAAAAAGCUCAGUGUCAACUGGAGCUUGCAAAGACUUCCAUCGCUAAAGGGAAAUUGAAAAUUCUUUGAUACUUUGGAUUUCGAUCCAAAGCUCGUGUCUUUUGCUUGUGGUUCUUAAAAAUUUGGGUUGAAUGCUUAAAAGAAAUGAAAUUAGUUAAUCUGUGAUACAAGGUUGUGUAGUAAGAUGUAAGCGAACUCUCUAUACAUGAUGUCCGAGAAGAAAAAAGGGAAUUAAUCAAUCAUCUUGUGUUUUGCAGAUCUAGACUAUAAUGUACAUGCUCUUCAGUACAUGAAAGUUAACUGUGUUGGUUGAUAUGUGAA
Messenger RNA from Cucumis melo (muskmelon), 794 nucleotides. RefSeq lists its product as uncharacterized. The transcript is spliced from 2 exons. The coding region runs from base 261 to 542 and encodes 93 amino acids. The record is from RefSeq and is a predicted model, not a curated record. NCBI's taxonomy places the organism in Eukaryota, Viridiplantae, Streptophyta, Magnoliopsida, Cucurbitales, Cucurbitaceae.